GCUCCAGAAGGAGAAGCGGCAUCUGAACCGAAACUCUGUGCAGGCUGCGACCGCAGAGAACGCCACGGCCGGAGAGAACGCCACGGACGCCCAGAAUGGCACGGCCAAAUUCGUCGGCGGCAGCUGCGACCCAGUGGCUCCCGAGGCCGCCUGCUGCAUCGCGCGCGGCAAGAGCUGCACCAACCCUCCCAACCCCUUCGAUCACAGCACCUUGUGCCCCACAGGUGCUGUGUGCGAUGCUGACAUCCAAUUCAACCCUUUCGGUGGGCCCAUCCUCGGCUACUGCAAGUGCCAAUUCGGCAACGUCUGCUCGCAGGAUGGUGCCAGCUGUGGGGUCGCCCUGGGCGAUCCUUUUGCCAAGUGCUCGGGGUCAGUGACCGACCCCAUCGGAUGCUGCAACAACCAGCCUUCAACGUGUCAAAACCCGCCCAAUCCCUUCAACCUCAGCACCGCCUGCGGCCUGGGCCAGGCCUGCGACGCGGAUACGUUGUCCGGCGGGUACGGCACCUGCAAGUGCCUGGCGGGAACUUGCAGUGCCGACGGCAAGAGCUGCAGCCUGUGAGGGGCCUUCAGCGCGAUGUCCUGCGAGCUGUGCCAGGUGCAUUACAUGUCCUUCUUUGCUGGCGAUAGUCAUUUGCAGCUGCAGCUGACGCUGUGUCGUUUCCAGACAAGGAUGCAGCAGGAUUCAAGCUAUUUGAUGCACUUUAUGUCUCCAAGGCAAUGCAGUGAUGGCCACAGUCAUCGAAUGUGCUU
Effrenium voratum is the source of this 753-nucleotide messenger RNA. NCBI's taxonomy places the organism in Eukaryota, Dinophyceae, Suessiales, Symbiodiniaceae. The record is from the annotation of a GenBank genome assembly.